This is a messenger RNA of Lucilia cuprina (Australian sheep blowfly), 805 nucleotides long. RefSeq lists its product as uncharacterized. The transcript has 3 exons. NCBI's taxonomy places the organism in Eukaryota, Metazoa, Arthropoda, Insecta, Diptera, Calliphoridae. Gene Ontology annotation, molecular function: N-acetyltransferase activity. The coding region runs from base 1 to 666 and encodes 221 amino acids. The record is from RefSeq and is a predicted model, not a curated record.
AUGAAUGUUUUAGAGGGUUCCUUCUUUUUAUACGAAUCUGUAGCAGUGGCCACAAAGAUUAAUUUACCCGAAAACGUACAAGCUAAAAAAGAUCUAAGAGAAUUAUCGCGCAUAACAGCUGAAGAUGGUGUCUCGUUAAUAGCUGUUGAAAAAUCCACAGGAAAGCCAAUAGCUGUAGCUUUCAAUAAAAUACAAUUCAUUCCCGACAACGGCGAAGAUGUUUUCUUUGUUAAAUUCCGCAAAGAAAAUGCCAAAUCUCCUAAUGCCCAAUCACUAAUGGACUUUAUGGCUUCGGUCGAUGAGCAAUAUGAUAUCUUUGAAAAAUUCAAUUUAGAUUGUACCUGUGAGCUGAUGUUUCUGGCUACAUUACCCCAAUGGGAACGUAAGGGCAUUGCUAAGGCUUUGGCAAGAUACACCAUCGAGUUGACAAAGGAAUUGAAAAAUGGUAUAGGUUUGGAGGAAAUACAUCCCUCCCUGAGGAAACGUAUACCAAAAGCUGUUACCGCCAUUUUUACCUCAAUGUUUUCGCAAAAAGUUGGCAAGGCCGAGGGUUUUACAGUGGUUAAUACAGUGCCCUAUACACAGUUCUCAUUUGAGGGGAAAACCUAUGAUCAACGUAUAGAUCCCAGGCAUAAGGGUUGUGAGCAUGUGGUGUAUUUAGUUUAAGAGACUUUUAGGCGGAGGAGAAUUUCUUUUGCUUGAUUAACAAACAAAAGUUUUAAAUGUGGAAAUAUUAGUAGAAAUAAACAAACUGUCCUUAAAGUAUACAAUUUAAUAAAGUCUUGUAAUUAUUUACAAAGUUCAA